AUGAAACUCACACUCGUCACGGCCCUUGUCGGCGCGACCGCGGUCAACGCCACGUCGUUCCGCCCUGCCGCCACAAAGCAGCACGUCAGACCACAGUCUCAUGUGUUCGAUCGCUCCCUCCACCGUUCCAACCCCGCUGCGGCCGCGGGCUCCAACAGCCGCGUGUUUGCCGCAAACGUCUUGUCGGCGGCCGCGGCCGAGAAGCCGCCUGUGGUCGGGGGCGCAUACCUUUCGUCCUCGGACAUCGGCUCGGUGGCGGGUCGUUUCACGGUGCCCAAGGCCACGCAGCCGACCAAGGGCGACAUCGCGGGCCAGGACAUCGAAUACGGCGCCUCGUUCUGGGUCGGCAUCGACGGCGUCAACUGCACGACGGGCACGCUCCGCGCCGGCAUCGACAUCUUUUGGAGCUCCCGGGGCGAGAGCUACCACGCCUGGUACCAGGUGUCGGCCGACUCGUCCAAGGACUUCCUCUCGGGCGAGAUGGACGUCGCGCCCGGCGACGAGCUGCACGUCACGGCCACGGCCACGGGCGGCAACGGCACCCUGGUCGUGAACAACCGCUCGACCAACCAGACGGUGGAGCGGCACCUGGCCCCCGGCGAGAAGCUGUGCCGCAGCGAGGCGGCCUGGCUGGUCGAGGACUUUGUGCUCGUCCAGGCCGUCGGCGCGCCGAUUGCGCUGGUCAACUUUACCGAAGUGGCGUUCGACGGCAUGAAGACGACCACGGGGUGCGCCAGUUCAGGGCGCGCGGAGCCGGUCAGCCUGGACAAGGUCAGGGUUAUGGACGUUGUGGUGGAGGAGCAGGGCGGGAAGCUGGCGGAUUGUGCAAUGACUGGGGUCGAUCAGAUGACGUGUAAGAGGUUUGCCUAG
This is a messenger RNA of Pyricularia pennisetigena, 870 nucleotides long. RefSeq lists its product as uncharacterized. The record is from RefSeq and is a predicted model, not a curated record. NCBI's taxonomy places the organism in Eukaryota, Fungi, Ascomycota, Sordariomycetes, Magnaporthales, Pyriculariaceae. The transcript has a single exon. Gene Ontology annotation, biological process: proteolysis. The coding region runs from base 1 to 870 and encodes 289 amino acids. Gene Ontology annotation, molecular function: glutamic-type endopeptidase activity.